AUGCCGGAGACCCUCAAUAUUGUAUCAUCGCCUCCGUCGCAUGAAACAAUCGAAUUCGACAUCGUGAAGUAUUAUCAUCGAAUAUUGGAAAAAGAUGAAAACCUAGCCGUACCCAUUGCAGCCGUCCAAUGUUUAUCGGAAUGCGUGGCCAAAUCAACUGCAUCGACCAUGCAAGAGCUGAUUGGCACAUUGUACGUGGCCAUCGACCUUCUCAAGCAGGCCACCUCAAACCUUAUUUCACUGACAGCCGGCUGUGAUCUAUUUCUUCGUUUUCUGAUGACUCACCAAUCGCUGGAUAUGCUCUCGUUCGCCGAUCACAAACAUUCCCUCGUAAAUCAAGCCCACAAGUAUGUCGCCGAAUCGCGCUCAAAUUGUGUUGAGAAAGUCGCCAGCUCGGCCGCCCGAUUUAUUGAGGACGGCAGUACUAUCAUGGUCCAUGGAUACUCCCGCGUUGUCCUUCAUACACUCCUCCAAGCAUAUUCACCCUCCGAGAAACCUAGGAAGCGCUUCCAGGUCUUCGUCACUGAAUCUCGACCAUCCGGAUUGGGAUUAAAAACGCAUGCAAUACUUGAACAACACGGAAUUCCAUGUGUGGUUGUAUUAGAUUCGGCGGUGGCAUAUACAAUGGCCAAAGUUGAUCUAGUUUUGGUUGGUGCCGAAGCUGUCUUGGAGGACGGCGGAUUGAUUAACUACAUAGGAUGCUACCAAAUGGCAAUUGCUGCCAAAGCUCAUCACAAGCCGUUCUACGCUCUCACCGAAAGCUACAAAUUUCUGCGACUGUUCCCGCUCUCACAAUACGACGUACCGACGAAACAGCCCACGCUCCAAUUCCCGAGUAGCAAGCUCUCCAAACCUAGUGGAGCAUAUGAAACGAUACCCAAUCUGCCCGGCUCGAUGAUCCAGGGCCAUUCAUCGAUCUCGGCCAAACUCACAUUAGAACAAAUUGCUGCAAAUAAUCCUUCACUUGAUUAUACUACUCCUGAUCUGAUCACUCUUGUUAUUAGUGAUUCUGGUAUCCUUACCCCUCCUGGAGUUGCCGAAGUCUUACUGUCAAUCUUUGGUGGCGAAUAG
Messenger RNA from Puccinia triticina, 1071 nucleotides. RefSeq lists its product as uncharacterized. Lineage: Eukaryota; Fungi; Basidiomycota; Pucciniomycetes; Pucciniales; Pucciniaceae. The record is from RefSeq and is a predicted model, not a curated record. Gene Ontology annotation, biological process: translational initiation. Gene Ontology annotation, cellular component: eukaryotic translation initiation factor 2B complex. Gene Ontology annotation, molecular function: translation initiation factor activity; guanyl-nucleotide exchange factor activity. The transcript is spliced from 8 exons. The coding region runs from base 1 to 1071 and encodes 356 amino acids.